AUGGGCGACGGCCUAUUCGCCGUAAAAGACAUGCCUGCUGGCACACGAGUGCUCUCGGAUAAGCCACUCAUCAUUGUGCCUACUGCUCCAAUGCAAGCCACUCUGGCUCAAGACUUCGACGCCUUUAUUACAGCAGCCAGGGAUCUCGACCCUAACCUGAAUCUCCCGGUGCAGCUGCUCAGUGAUCAGGUCCGCAGUACUACCCAUCCGCAAACGAUGGAGGUUGUCCAGAAUUGGUUUUUGAGCCGCUUCAGUCUUCAAGAGACUAGCCCGUCGGGCGACUUUAUUCGAAAGUGUGCCGAAGCCUUCACCACUUAUAGAAAGAUGGCGACUCGGCUGCCUCAGCAGUAUGGGAAGGGCGUCUUCUUUACAUACUGUAAAAUCAACCAUUCCUGCUCGCCGAACGCUUUCUCGUACUACGACCACACGAGAAAUCUCAUGAGGGUCCACUUGGUCAGGGACGUCAAGGCUGGUGACCAGAUAUUCAUCUCGUACAUCGACUCGGAGGUGCUCACUCGGGCGGAAAGGCAUGCCAGACUCAACCUCAAGGGCCACAAUUUCGUCUGCAACUGCACCUUGUGCACAAACCAGGAAGUCGAGGCUAUCGUACAAAGGAUCUCAGUCUUGUAUCACUCCCUAUCUAACUUCCUCGUAGAUGAAGGAGUGCAAGCCGGCCAGAUCAACCCAGCCUUCAACACUCCUGACGACAUCAUGGAGGCGAUGGCUACAGCAGAAGAACUUGUGGCCCUCUUCCGGCACCCUUUGGUGGAUUUGCAAGGCAUCGAUCUCAAGUGGACUCUCAACGUCUGCUCUUGCAUGGUCUGGAGACUUGGAGACGUCGACAGGGCAGCGAUGUAUGCGAGGGAGGAGGUGGCUCUGCAGGUUCGGCUUUGGGGUUUCGAAACUGAGCAUUUCGGUCAGAAGGGAAAUGCGAUGAAGUGGCUCCGUAGGGUGGAGGAAGAGCGAGCUCGUGGGUGGUAG
Diaporthe amygdali is the source of this 981-nucleotide messenger RNA. Its product is annotated as tpr domain protein. Bases 1 to 981 code for a protein of 326 amino acids. NCBI's taxonomy places the organism in Eukaryota, Fungi, Ascomycota, Sordariomycetes, Diaporthales, Diaporthaceae. Gene Ontology annotation, molecular function: protein binding. The transcript has a single exon. The record is from RefSeq and is a predicted model, not a curated record.